Trachemys scripta elegans is the source of this 3264-nucleotide messenger RNA. RefSeq names its product forty-two-three domain containing 1 (gene FYTTD1). The coding region runs from base 97 to 1047 and encodes 316 amino acids. Gene Ontology annotation, molecular function: mRNA binding. Gene Ontology annotation, biological process: mRNA export from nucleus. The transcript has 9 exons. NCBI's taxonomy places the organism in Eukaryota, Metazoa, Chordata, Testudines, Emydidae. The record is from RefSeq and is a predicted model, not a curated record.
CUGGGUCGGCCGGUGAGGAGGUGACCGCGCGUGCGCAGAGCGGGCGGCCGUUGUCUCAGUCAGGGAGGGGAGGCGGCGGCGGCUCUCAGUUCGGCCAUGAACGGGUUCCGUGUCGGGGCGACCCCCUUGGGCUUCUCCGCGGCGGCUGCCCGGAGCGGCAGCAGCGAGAGCCUGGAGAAGAUCGACAUGUCGCUGGAUGAUAUAAUUAAAUUGAAUAAGAAAGAAGAGAGAAGGCAGUACUCCCCCCAAAUGAACAGAAGGCUUCAACAGAAUGGAACUCGACAGUUCAGGAUGAGGGGGACCAGGUGGGGAAUCCAACAGCAAACAGGUUUCGGUAAGAACCGUUUGGGACGCAGGAGGAGGGUAACAGGGAAGAAGCGGCCCUAUGGAGUUAUAACUGGCUUGGCAGCGAGGAAAGUACUAGGUUCACGUGGCGGGAUUAGUCCUCUGAACAGACAACCACUUAGCGAGAAGAACGCACAGCGAAACUAUCCAGUUUUGAAAAGGAAAAUGACUCUUCAGAGGCCGUUUGAAUUGCAGAGAAAACAAAUGCCAGCUCUCAGGAGGCCGGUCCCAUUAAACAGGAGGAGUAAUAUACCAUCCACUUUUGCCAGAAUUGGAAAUAAACUAAACCAGCAGAAAGACAUGCGUCAAGCAACUUUCCUCUUCAGGAGGGGUCUGAAGGUGCAGGCACAAGUACAGCCAGUAGAAGAACUUCUGGAUAAUCAGGCAGCAAAGAGAACUCGCCAAUGGCGAACUUCUACCACAAAUGGAGGCAUUCUGACUGUAUCUAUUGACAACCCUGGAGCAAUCCCAUCCCCAGUUUCCCAGAAGCCACGGUUAACUCGUAUUCCUAUGCCUCCAUUUCUAAUGAAGAAGGAGCAACCAGAAGAGAAGAAGAUUCCCAAAGGAGUUACGUUGCAAUUUGAUAUCAACAGUGUUGGAAAACAGACUGGAAUGACUUUGAAUGAGCGCUUUGGGAUCCUCAAGGAACAAAGAACAGCCCUGUCUCAGAACAAAGGAAGCCGUUUCGUAACAGUGGGUUAGAGGCUGUCGAAAGGACACGUAUAUUGAAGACUCCACCGAUCUGAGAAACUGGGAUGAAAGUGGGCAGAAGAGUAUAGCAUACGUCACUGAAGUUCUCCAGACUUUUGUUAGGAUGCUGACACAACUAAAUAUCCUUAUUGAUUUUACUUUUAAUAGUAAAAAGACACAAUGACCCAGGCAAAAAUAGGGCAACUGAUCUACUUGGUAAGUGAUGGUGUGUUCUGAUCUAAACAGAUUUUGUGUAACCCCAGCUGGUGAUUAAGGCAGGAGAUUUAUUUCAGUUUCUCUCACAGCCCAAGUACAAACGACAAGCAACAGUUAAUUAUUUUUGUUAGUGACAUUCAGUAUCUGCUCCUCAACCCCUGCUAUAGUGAAGAUCAUGUCAAUAUUUCCAUUACAAACCUCUUUUCAGAGGAGCAGAGACUCUGCCAGAAAGCUUCCCUCCAGAUUGCAGUUUGGCAUAAAGCCUGAGUUUGAGAGUAUUUCUGUUCAAGAUGUAGCCGCCUUUUUCUUUCUUAGGGGUUUGGUUGUAAUUCUUUGUGCUUCUGACACUCAUGUUUUUUUCUUCUUUGGAGACUAAAUUUUUUGCAUCCUCAUUUGAAAAAGUAAAACUGUCAGGCCAGGUACUUAACAGGCAUGAAGACUAUACUACUCAUCCUUAAAAGUGGUCCCCCCCCAAGUCAGGGUUGGGCAGUAGGGGAGAAGCUUGUACUGCAGCUGUUCAUGUUGUAUCUGCCGCCUCAGUAAAUGGAACUUUCUCUUGCAUUUUGUUUAAACUCUACCCUUCUAUUCCUUUUUUAGGUUUUCACAAAUGUAAUGCAAUAUGUUUGUGUUUGGUGUCCCUUUUAUAAGGGUAAAUACUGACUUUCAUAUAAGAAAGGGUAAUGUGCUAAGUUUCCUAACCCUCCCAGACUCUGGAUUUUAAUGUCAUAUACCUUGCCCCUAAAGGGUUUCCUCAGUCUUUUUUAAGAAGCAGCCACACCGGUAAACUAUCAAAUGGCACCUGUUUGUAUAUACCAAAGAGAAAUCAAGGAUGAGCCUGAUCUGAAGUAAAGUCAAAUAUCUUGACUGACAUUGAAGCUGGGGAAGAAUUGCUGGGAUAAGAGGCCCACAUUUUGCAGACAAGUAGGCACAUGCUUAACUUUAUGUACAAGAGUAAUCCCACUGGCUUCAAUGAGACUGUGUAAAAGUUAUGCAUGUGCAUAAUUAUCUGUAGGAUGACUGCCAAAUUGGAGCAUCCUCAUUGUGCAGUCACACCCUUAAUGGAAACAAAGCACCUGUUCAAAAUUGUACAGGUAAAAUUACCUUCAAUUCCAUGAGCUAGUGGAUUUUCAACUGUUUCAUAGCAAUGGGACUUAGAUAUAGCCAGAUAAAAGGAAUUGUUGGCUUGCUGCAUCCACAGAUGCCUAUGGUGCAAAGUAGUUUUAAUACUCUCUUGCUUAGACUAUUGAUUCAACUUUUUAAAAACUGGUUUCUUUGCACUUUUUCUGAAAUUCCAAGUAAACAGCUUGUUUACCCAAGAGUUUAACAUUGAGAGCAUUUUACAGUGGAAGGACUUUCUUUCAUAUAGCAGUUUUAAAGUCAAAAUGCAUCCUUGACACUGUUCAGUACUUAACCCUUUAUUUUUAACUUUGAAAACGUACCUAGCAAAAAUUUAAUUAAAACUUUAUGGGUGUUAAGGUUUUUUAAAUUACCAGUAGAAAUUUUGUUGAAAAAAGUCCCUCUGUUAGAAUUUAGGUAAUGUGGUGUUAGUCAUCCUGUUUCAGUGCAUACAUUUCCUGUGUACCAGGAUGCAACAAAGAUGCAAAACAUUGAUGCAAUGCAUCAUGAAAAGCUAGUUUGUAUUUAAUGAGAGAUGGCUUUACACUGUACCUUUUUGAUAUUUUUUUUGGAGAAGUUACUACAUUUGGAUCUAUUCUGAAGCUUGUUGGUUUUUUAAAUAAAAUGUUACAGGUUUCACAUUUUGUGCCUGCUUAUAAACCUUUGGCCAGUACAUUGAUAAAUUAUGCAGAUUUCAAAUAUCACACAAGGGAGAAUUCAGUUCUUGUUAACUGUAGCUCUUAAUUUGCUGUAUGUUCCUUGAAACAUUUAACAUAAAGAAAUCUGCACUCUUGAGUCAGCCUACAUCCUGAGAUGUGACCAGCACUUCCUGCUGCUGUAUUGUGUGAACUAUGAAUUUCAUUUGAUGAAUACGUUAAUUAAAACUGACAUUUCUGA